Messenger RNA from Meira miltonrushii, 5457 nucleotides. RefSeq lists its product as uncharacterized. Lineage: Eukaryota; Fungi; Basidiomycota; Exobasidiomycetes; Exobasidiales; Brachybasidiaceae. Bases 1 to 5361 code for a protein of 1786 amino acids. The transcript is spliced from 4 exons. Gene Ontology annotation, biological process: protein phosphorylation. The record is from RefSeq and is a predicted model, not a curated record. Gene Ontology annotation, molecular function: protein kinase activity; ATP binding.
AUGGGAAGAGAAAGAAGAAUAACACAAACCGGAACAAAUGGCAAAAGAUGGAACAGACUUCAACAAGGGUCUUCGCCUACCUCUUCUCCCAACCUAAGCGGAAAUGGUGCCUUACCAUCAUCUUCUUCCAAUUCUCCCAAAAUUCCAGCAGCCGGAUUAGGUACGCGAAUAGGUCCAAGACCUGUUCCUAAAUCAUCUUCUUCCCUUCGACAUAUUUCAUCAAAAGGAAGGACUGUCUCUUUCGGCACACCAAUGCCCGAAAAUAGAGAUCCGAGCGAGCCAAUCCAAUCCAUACACGAUGGAAAGAGUACAGUAGAACGAACAUUUGAAGCUGCUCAACGUAGAGAACGCGAAAUGAUCGAACGUGAGUCCUACUUAGAUUCUGACGAUGAUCAUCUAGAUCAUGCAGAAGAGUUGGAUUUGGAAGGUUCAUCCGUUUAUACCACCAGUGGAGAAAGUGCCAAGCUUCGAAGGAAUAACCUCAAAAAGGAAGUGUUGGGAAAAGACGUUCAAAUGUCUGUAGACAGUGCUAUCAAGUCAUCCAACAGAUCAAGGUCGAAAAGCGCUUUGGGUUUGAGCAGUAGUAGUAGCGAAUCUGGAGACUACGAUGACUACGACGACGAAGGAGAUGCCACUUCUAGGGAUGGCUCCAACAAAGACGUUAACACGCCUGAUGUACGUGUCACUGCGGAUGAAUCUCCUCCAUUGCUAGGGAUACCCAACGGUCUCCAGACACCAGGUCCAAACUUUCCACAAGAUCUCAAUACCCCGCUUGGCACUCCACCGGACCUGUCUCUGGAAAACACAAUCACGCCACAAGAACGACUAGAAUGGCAUACUAUGCUUCAAUCAACUUUACGUUCAGAAGUUUUGAAAUCCGAGACAAAAAGAAUCAUCUCUGCUGAUGCGCCAAAUUCUCAACCAGGACGAAUCAUGUAUCAAAGAUGGCUCGAUAUUCGUGCUAGCUUGCGUGGUAGAGGACAUCAAAAAGGUGCUGCCGACAUCGAAGAGAAACGAUUGAAUGAAGGUUGGCCGAUCUUGCUAAGAAAGGUGGUUGAUGAAGUAAAAUCUUGUCGAACUGCUAGCGAACUCAAACAACCUUGUGAUGACCUAAUGGAUGCGGAUGAAGAGAAGGAUAAAAUCUUACAAGAAGUCGAAAACGUUUUAUCUUCCGUCGAAAGCGCUGAAGAGCAAUUUCCAUCGUACCGAAAGCUUGUUGAGAUUAUGCCUGAAUGGGGACAAGAGAGCUUCCAGCGCAGGUUGGACGGUCUGUACAGUUGGUGUAAUGUCACCAAGAGCUUGCGAUUACAGAUCAAAAUAUUACAGGAAUGGACUGGAAGCCAAUCAUUAGACGUAUUGAGUACGCACAAGCUCCAAGAAGAGGGUGCAGACAAUCAAGGCAACGACAAUCAGACUUUCCGUGCCGAAUUAGAGGAAGGGACAUUCUUAGAGCGACUUCUCAAGGAGAAUUCGCUACAGUCCACUUUCGAAAAGCGAACGCUACGAACGCUAAGUCAACUAAUCAUGAAAGCCAAACAUGCAAUCAUUCACCAUCAUGCAGCAUUUAGCGAAAUGGCUUUGCCUUCAUUUGAACCGGAAUUGGUGCAAUUGAUUAACUUUCCUACCAGAUUGAUGGAAGGUGCAUUACGUGUACGAUUGGACUAUGUCGGAAAGUUGCAAGAUCCCAGUGUGCUCAUUGUCGAUUCGCUUAUUGAUGAUCUGCGUGCUGCCAUUGCCCUGGCUUGUCGUAUCAAACUGCAAUAUUCUGCAAUGAUGGUUCCUCAGCCUGAGCGAGGAUGGGAUCUGCCACCUUGCAUUGGUACAAACUACGACGCAGUCCUUCGUGAAGCAUUACAGUACUUCUUCGAUUUACUGAACUAUAAGCUGAAGGGCAGCCUCUUCUUCAAGGAAACCGAAAUUUUGGAACCUGAAUGGCGAUUCUUGUCCACAGCAGUAGAGGUGAUUGAAGGUGCGGACGUGCUGGUUGCUUGCAGUAUCACAAAGAUCGUUAACAAGCUCUUUAUUCGGAUCGUCAAGUACUUUGAGAGAGAACUUUCGGCGCCAAGCACCCGCAAAUCUGCCAAAGGUGCUGUAGAGGAUGAAAGAUCAGCAAGGCUGAUCGCACCAAUCACAUCACAAAAUGCUCCUCGUGGCCCGCCGGUGGCAGGAGGACUGACAAGGGGAAACGUAAAGAUGACAUUGGACGAAAAGGUUCGAUGGAUCAAACAAGUUUUCGACAGUGUUCGUAUUCGCAGUCGUAAAUUGUUAGGUUUCGCGAGGGAUAUCAGGAAUCGACUGGAAAAUGCAUCAGAGUACGAUUUGAGCACGUUACGAUCUCCGACAGAUUCUUCCAAUACCAACACUUCUAUCCCGCUCGCAAGUCGGGUUACUGCGAGCAGCGAGCGAAUGGAUUUGACGGAAUUCUUGCAAGCUUUGAUCAAUGCAGGAUACUUCUUGGUGUUAACGGGAAGUUUUGAAGCAGAGGGAACCUACUUGAUCGCUGAACCCAGUCUGCACGACAAGCCCGAAUUGGUGCAAAAGCUGUUCACCAAAUGUUUGCAUCGUGUACGUCAACACGAUGAAGAUUCUUUCCUUGCCACAGCCGCAGGAGAAGCAUCACAAAUGGCAAAGAAGCAAGGUACAACGACUGUUGCCGCUUCAAAUUUGGACGAAAGUGGCAAAGAGGAAGAGUUCGAUCAAGCAACGAUGGGACUCAAGAAUCCUUUGGGAAACACAAAAGACUCCACGAAACCAGAAACGCAAAAUGCUGACGAUGAAGAACCUCCUCGCUAUCUUUUGAUUUUGACACCUCGUGAUGCAUUCAUGUGGACCGGAAAAGUGAUGAUGCUUGCCAUGGAAAGGAUUGAUGUAAAUCUCAAAGAUCGUCGUUUACGCUUGAUCGCUGAUGGACCUGAGCGAAGGCUGGAGAUGUGCAAGAAACAUCUUUACAGCGUUUUUGGUGCUGAUUAUGCAGCCGUCAGUCUACAACAGGAAGAUGAAGACAAUGCGGAAGAUCAGCGAUUACAACGAUCAAAGCGACGCCCGAGUGUGGUAAAGAAUGGUACUGCAUUCCCUCUCGAAAUUGUUGACGAAAGCUUGGCACAUAUGAGUACCGUUCAAGCAGAGUUGCGCAGGAUCAACAAAGGUGUUUAUAUACUCUCGGAUAGUAUCAAUCGUGCUGUCCCAAAGAUCAGACGUAACAUGCGAGGCCGUCGCAAAGAAGAGCAUCCUGAACAACAACAAGAGAAGCAAGCACCACAACUAGGAUCUUCCAGCGAAGGUAGAAUCGGCAGAAGCAAAGGUGGAGACUGUGAUGAUUUGAUCCAAAAUUGCUUUGCAAUGGCAGCUGAACAAGGUUUCCGUGCUAUGCCGUUCAUUGAAUCAGCCCGUCUACGUGGACAAAUGACGUUGGCUUUAGCUAGCUUGGCGAUCGAUUGGGUUGCUUUCAUUUGCGAUGAUUGUGAACCUUCGGAUCGAAGAACGUUCAAAUUUGCCGUCGCAGCUUUAGAGAAUGCGAUGCACAUCACUCAAUCAGAUUACAUCUUUGAUAUCAAUGAAGAAGAUUUCAUGCUAAUGCGAAGCAAGGUGGCAAGCUGUGUUGGGCUUUUGAUCAGUCACUUUGACAUUCUUGGUGCAAGAAGUAGCGUUGCCAAAGCCAAAGAAGAGGAAGAACGCUUGGAACGUGAGCGUGCAGAACGCAGCAAGGCUAUGGAAAUGGCAGCGGGAAUGGGUGAUACUGAAUCAAGAAGCAUUGCUGCUAAAUUGAUCGCUGGCAGUGGCGGAGCAGGAGCUCCUCCGAUGUUGGGAAGAGCAGAUAGCGGAAUGCAAGCAACGGAAGAGAGAUGGGUUCAAAAAGUGAUGGAAUGGGAUGAAGCUCGUCAUACGAUCGAUGCAGAACAAAGGUUGAUCGGUAGAGUUUUGGAUGAUACCAGACUUGAAGAUCAAGGGUUACAAUUCUUAGCAUCAUCUUCUAGCAGGAUUCAAAUAAGGUGGCAACAAGGUCGCUUUAUCGGUGGCGGUACAUUUGGAACAGUCUAUUUGGCUGUCAAUCUAGACUCAGGAGGCUUGAUGGCCGUCAAAGAGAUACGAUUCCAAGAUAUCAGCUCUACGCCUGGAAUGUACAAACAGAUCAAGGACGAAAUGAGCGUGAUGGAAAUGCUAAGCCAUCCAAACAUCGUUGAAUAUUACGGAAUAGAGGUUCAUCGCGAUAAAGUGUACAUCUUUGAAGAAUAUUGUCAAGGCGGUAGUCUGGCGCAAUUAUUGGAGCAUGGACGAAUCGAAGAUGAGAUGGUGAUGCAAGUGUACACCUUACAAAUGCUUGAUGGUUUGGUCUAUCUACACUCCAAAGGCGUUGUCCAUCGUGAUAUCAAACCAGACAAUAUCUUGUUAGAUCACAUGGGUGUGAUCAAGUUCGUUGACUUUGGUGCAGCAAAGGUACUCGCAAAGAAUUCACGUACGAUCCAGCGAAGUCGCAGACCUGGUAAAGGACCUCAAGCUAUAACGGGAAUGUUAGGACCCGAUGGUAAGCCUCAAGCUGCUGCUAGUUUGCAGGGAACUCCGAUGUACAUGUCACCCGAAGUGAUCAAAGGAGAAUCUCGCGGUCGUCGUGGUGCGAUGGACGUUUGGAGUCUUGGUUGCGUUGUGCUGGAAUUCGCAACCGGAAAGAGGCCAUGGAGUCAAUUAGACAACGAAUGGGCAAUCAUGUUCCAUAUCGGAAUGGCACAGCAACAUCCACCUUUACCUGAACCCGGCCAAUUGAGCGAUUUAGGAAUUGACUUUAUCCGUAAUUGUUUGGUUAUUGAUCCGUACGAGAGACCUUCUGCUGCUGAGAUGAGGGAGCAUGAUUGGAUCAAGAAUUUGGUCGAAGCGCUUAAUGCAGCAAACGAAGAGGAAGCAGCGGCAAUGGCAGCAGAAAUGUCUGCAAGUGCGGGUCCAUCUACUGGAACAGGAUCAAACUAUCAUGGGACAGGUAGCGCAACGGCAAGCUUGGCCUUGAGUGGAGAAGGAGUUGCACACAGUAUGAAUAGCAGUAAUUCCACUUUCUCACGUUCUUCAUUGGAGUCACCUAAUCCGCUUACGGCAAGUAUUGGUGGUAAAAGACAGCCUUUGGCCACUCCGAGCACGGCUGCCACGACAAAUGUUGGUCCGUUAAGCUCAGAAGAUUCCUUGACAAACAAACAAUCAUUCUUUAACGAUGAAAGUGCUCAGCAGGCAAUCGAAGAAAAUGAAGCAGAAGAGUCGCCCGUCCAUCGUUCAUGCCAUCCAAGUCAUUCACACCCGGGCUAUGAUGCACUCGUAGCAGAUUUAGUCUAUCGAAGGGAAGAAGAAGAAACCCGUAGGAUGACAUCAUCCGAUAUGUAGUCCUCAUUUGUUUAAGUAUGAUGUAUUCUUUUUAUAUACUCUUUCUUACACUUGUACAUACAUGAUCGCAACUGUAAUUAAGUAUUGAUGAUAUCG